ACACAAAUCACCAAACAACUUCAUUUUAAUCUCUACUUCAUAACAGUCUCUCCAAAUCCUUCUCUCUCUAAACCAUCUUUUUCUCUCACUUCUUUUUGUGAACCCAAAUGGCUCCUAAUCUUGUUAAUGGUACCACUAUGACCACUACUCUGUCCAAGGCUGCCAGCAUAUCGAGCCGAGCCUACGUUACGUUCUUGGCCGGUAACGGCGACUACGUGAAGGGUGUGGUUGGUCUGGCCAAGGGACUCAGGAAGGUCAACACUGCCUACCCACUAGUGGUGGCAGUUUUGCCUGAUGUCCCGGAGGAGCACCGCCGCAUACUGGUGUCUCAGGGCUGCAUCGUUCGGGAAAUUGAGCCGGUGUACCCGCCGGAGAAUAGCACCGAAUUCGCCAUGGCCUAUUAUGUCAUCAACUACUCCAAGCUUCGCAUUUGGGAGUUUGUGGAGUACAGUAAGAUGAUAUACUUGGAUGGAGACAUACAAGUGUUUGAGAACAUUGACCACCUCUUUGAUCUACCAAAUGACUAUUUCUACGCUGUGAUGGACUGCUUCUGUGAGAAAACUUGGAGUCACACCACACAGUACAAGUAUAGGUACUGUCAACAGUGCCCUAACAAGGUCCAAUGGGCUUCAGAGUGGGGCCCAAAGCCUCCUCUCUACUUCAACGCAGGCUUUUUUGUGUAUGAGCCCAGCCUUUCCACCUACGAUGAUCUCUUGAAGGCCCUCAAAGUUGCAGUUCCUACCUCUUUUGCGGAGCAGGACUUCUUGAACGUGUUCUUUAGGGACAAGUAUAGACCCAUCUCUUCGGAGUACAACCUAGUUUUGGCUAUGCUGUGGCGUCACCCAGAGAACAUUGACCUCAACAAUGUGAAAGUUGUUCACUAUUGUGCUGCAGGUUCAAAGCCAUGGAGGCACACUGGGAAAGAAGAGAACAUGGAAAGGGAAGACAUUAACAUGCUAGUGAAGAAGUGGCGGGAUAUAUAUGAUGACGAGACUUUGGAUUACAAGCCUAGUCAAACCGCUGGUGGUGCCGGUGAAUUGAUGGCGGCUCUGUCCAAAGCCGACGUUUUCCACCAUGUCACAGCCCCAUCUGCAGCUUAAUUUAUUCGUGGGAAAAAAUGCUUUUAAGUCGAAUUCGCGCGUCUCGAACCGAUAGACACCAAUUCCACUCAAAAAGCAAGGAAUUUUAGUUACAAGGUCCUUAUUGUAAUUAGAAGGAUUUAUAAAUUUUUUUUGGUUUUGAUAGGGUGGUGUUUUGUUGGGCAUGUCAGACAUUUCUUAUAUAUUAAGAAAUGAAUAGAUUUGGAUUGGUUAGAAAUGUUAAAUCCAUUUUUCUUUAUAUA
Messenger RNA from Cornus florida, 1342 nucleotides. RefSeq names its product galactinol synthase 2-like. The record is from RefSeq and is a predicted model, not a curated record. NCBI's taxonomy places the organism in Eukaryota, Viridiplantae, Streptophyta, Magnoliopsida, Cornales, Cornaceae. The transcript has 4 exons. Gene Ontology annotation, molecular function: glycosyltransferase activity. The coding region runs from base 108 to 1100 and encodes 330 amino acids.